Molecule: messenger RNA, 2324 nt
Organism: Frieseomelitta varia
Lineage: Eukaryota; Metazoa; Arthropoda; Insecta; Hymenoptera; Apidae
Gene: Hex-A
Product: hexokinase type 2
Exons: 7
Coding region: 354-1721 (455 amino acids)
Biological process (GO): glycolytic process; intracellular glucose homeostasis; glucose 6-phosphate metabolic process
Cellular component (GO): mitochondrion; cytosol
Molecular function (GO): ATP binding; fructokinase activity; mannokinase activity
Source: RefSeq, a predicted model, not a curated record
GGCGCGUUCGUGCCAGUAGUCGCGAUAUAAAACUCGUGGGGCACGCUGGUAAACGACAAAUCGUACGUGGCUAUUCGAACGCGAACGUGUACACGUAGUUACCGCGGACGCGCGUGCACGAACGACUCGUGUCCGUCGAAAAAGAGAGAGAGGAGAGAACCGGAUUCGCGCGGCGAUUUCUCGAAUUUGUACAUAUCACGAGUGUGUGCGACAGUUUCUUCCCUCCCAAUUGUGUGCUUUCUCCAGUUCAACAUCGUGCGGAACCGUGCUCCGAAAAAACACGCGUACUCCGGACACGAAGCUAGCUCGAGGGCCGUCGUGCAGCUCGGGGUGCAGCAACGAGGGGGCGGGCAAUGAAAACGUCGACGUUAUCCUCGAGUGACAUGAUCAAACAGGAGAUACGAGACAUCUGCAAGGAGCUGAUCCUUACCGAUGACCAGCUUCGUAUGGUCAUGCAAAAGCUGGACGAUGAGAUGAACAAAGGCUUGUCGAAGGCAACGCACGACGAUGCAAUCGUCAAGUGUUUCCCGACCUACGUUCAAGACCUUCCCGAUGGCAGCGAGAAGGGCAACUUUCUGGCUCUGGAUCUGGGCGGAACGAAUUUCAGAGUUUUACUGAUCACCCUCGAGGGCCAGAGUUUCGACAUGAAGAGCAAGAUCUACGCCAUCCCGCAGAGCCUUAUGCUAGGCACCGGUACACAACUCUUCGAUCAUAUAGCCCAGUGUUUAGCAUUGUUCGUCAAGGAUUUGAACCUUCAGGAUCAGGUUCUACCCCUUGGUUUUACGUUUAGCUUCCCGUUGGAUCAACAAGGGUUGACCAGAGGUUAUCUAGUCAGAUGGACGAAGGGCUUUAAUUGUAGCGGUGUGAUCGACGAGGAUGUGGUCGGUCUACUCGAACAGGCCAUCGAGAGAAGAAGCGACGUGAAAAUCGAGGUGUGCGCCAUUCUAAACGACACCACUGGCACUCUGAUGUCGUGCGCAUGGAAAAACAGAAAUUGCCGUAUUGGACUGAUCGUCGGGACUGGCACCAACGCUUGUUACGUGGAGAAGACGAAGAACGUGGAGUGCGCGAUUCCGGGGAACUACGUGCCGGAGAAACCGUACAUGCUGAUCAACAUCGAGUGGGGUGCGUUCGGCGAGGGUGGAGUUCUCGAUUUCAUUCUGACGGAGUUCGACCGCGCCAUCGACGAGAACUCGAUCAACCCGACGAAACAGUUGUUCGAGAAGAUGAUCUCCGGCAUGUACAUGGGAGAAUUGACCAGGCUGGUCCUCGAGAAGGUGGUGAACGCUGGGCUGCUGUUUGGCGGAAAGUGCCCCAGCGAUCUUAAGAAACGGGGCAAAUUCUUUACGAAAUACGUUUCAGAAAUUGAGAACGACGCUAAAGGGAAAUACACGAAUUGUCGCGAAGUACUAGCCGAACUGGGGCUACGAAAUGUAAGUGAUCAGGAUUGCGAGAACGUCAGGUACGUUUGCUCCGUAGUGUCGAGGAGGGCAGCUCAUUUGGCCAGCGCUGGGAUCGCUACGUUAUUGAACAAAAUGGGCGAAGACAACGUCACAGUCGGAAUUGAUGGCUCGGUCUACAGAUUCCACCCAUAUUUCCACGAUCUUAUGACCGAGAAAAUAAGUCAGUUGCAGAAUCACAAGUUCGAUUUAAUGCUCUCGGAGGAUGGCAGCGGUCGUGGAGCGGCGCUGGUCGCCGCAGUGGCUGCCGGGCACCGGUGAAGACAACGGCUGUGCCGCGUCUUCUCCUCAGCUUAGAUUAAAUUAAGUUAUGUAACGCAGUAACGAAUACAAAUUUGACACACCAUUAAUAAUAACACGUACACAGAAAAUGCAUGAAGUCACGCGUAUGUGCCGAGGAAGAAGUCGAAGAUACCUAGUUGUUAAACGUAACUAAAGGAAGAAAGCGAGUUUGUGCGCGCGCGAGAGAAAGAGAGAGAGAGAGAGAGAGAGAGAGAGAUGUGCAAGUAGAAGAACGAGUGAAUACAGAGAGCAAGGUGGAGAAUGAGUGAAGUGUGAAAAUACGAAAGAGAGAGAGAGGGAGAGAGAGCUGCAUAUACGCACUUGUACAUAGAGCUAAAACGUAGCCUAAACGCGCGAAAUGCGUGGAAGCAGCGAUACAUGGAGAGAGUACUUACGAAUCGUAAUUACGAAGCAUAUUCACGACGUUAGAUCGGGGAAGAAAGCGAUUUAUAACGAAGCGUUCUCGCUGGAAACGCGGUUGUACACGAGUUGCAAACGAAUAAAAGGAAUAAAACGAAAACGUGUGACACAAAAAGUCCUAUUACUGCCAUAAGUGCAGCCAGAUACGUAUACGCAGUCAGA